Molecule: messenger RNA, 1645 nt
Organism: Serinus canaria (Common canary)
Lineage: Eukaryota; Metazoa; Chordata; Aves; Passeriformes; Fringillidae
Product: Fc receptor-like protein 2
Exons: 10
Biological process (GO): cell surface receptor signaling pathway
Molecular function (GO): transmembrane signaling receptor activity
Source: RefSeq, a predicted model, not a curated record
GCCGCCAGCCAGGGGAGUGGUGGCCACAGCAGCGAGUGACAGCCAGUCCACAUGGCUGGGAACAGCGGGAUGGCCGGGAAGGUGGCACUGCUCCUCUGGGCCCAGACCCUCAGCCUCGCUGGUGCCCAGACCACCCAGCUCCUCGUGGAGCCCCCCUGGAGGCCGGCGGUGCUGUGGGACCGGGUGACACUGACCUGCCAGGGCUCGGGGACCGUUGGUUCCACCACCUGGUACAAGGAUGGGAGGGCCUGGGGGCUGCAGGGUCGAGACCAUGUCACUGUCACCAAGAGUGGCAUCUACGAGUGUGACAGACCCGGCAGUGGGCGCAGCCACUCUGUAAGCGUCUUAAAUGAAUAACUGGUGCUGUAGGUGCCAGCAUGGGCGCUGCUGGAGGGGGACAGAGUGACACUGUGCUGCCAGGGCCGCCAGGACAACCCGGUCACCAGGGUGCAAUUUUACCAUAACAAGAAGGAUCUCAGGGCGACCCUCAGGGGGACCGAGCUGUCCAUGUCCCCUUUGCAGCUACACCACAGUGGGCGCUACAGCUGCGGGGGCUUGGUGGGGUCCUUUAUGUCAUGGUCACCAGCGGUGACAGUGACAGUGCACGGGGUCCCGCUUUCGGGGGUGUCCCUGUCAGUGAAGCCCCCCGGGGGACAGGUGGCACUUGGGGACAGCCUGGUGCUGAGAUGCACGGUGGCCACGGGGACAGGUCCCCUGUCCUUCUCCUGGCACCGGGAGGGCUCGGGGGCACCGCUGGGCACCGGCCCCCGCCUGGAGCUGCGACACCUUGGGGACAAUGACAGCGGCCAGUACCGGUGCCGGGUCAGCGACGGGGAGAGCGUGGCCGAGAGUGACCCCCUGAAUGUCACCGUCCUGGUGCCCGUGGCCAAUGCCACCAUCACCCCCGGUCCCCUGUCACACCAGGUGCGUGCCGGUGACAAUGUCACCCUGUGCUGCUCGGUGCAGGUGGGCUCAGCCCCUGUCACCUUCACCUGGCUGCACAACGGGCAGGAGGUGGCCCGGGGUCCCCUCCUGGAGCUCGGGGACAUCGAUGUGGGACAUUCAGGCGUCUACCAGUGCAUGGCCACCAACCAGCUGGGACAGGACAGGCACCGCGUGUUCCGGGAACUCAGCCCUGAGCUAGCCCUGGAGGUGACACCUGGCUCACCCUGGGUCACAGUGGCCACAGCGGUCAGUGGGACCCUUUUAUUCCUGCUCCUGCUCGUGGGUACCAUUGUGGCCUGGCACCGGUGGCACUGCCUGGCUCCCAGGAAGCAGAAGGAAAGGGCCCCCUCAGAUCCCCUGGCCACCCCAGAGGAGGGGGAGGUGCUGUACACCCACGUCGUGAAAACCAAGAGGGCAGGUGCGUCCCCCUGUGCCACCACCCUCCACGAUCCCCAGGUGACCUACGCGGAGCUGCGGGGAACCCAGGGGCAACCACGGGAACCCGGUGACAUCUACAGGAAUGUGCUGUGACACUGGGGGGAACUGGGCGGCACUGGGGGCCCCUAUCCACGGGCACCCACUCGUGUGUGUGCUGCCACUAAAACUGCCCCUAUCCCUUCCCAUUGGGGCACAAGGAUCCCAAAGGGCUGAGAGAAGAACAAUUUCCUCAAAGAGCAACAAGAGAGAAUAAAACCAAUAG